AGACUUAACUUGCUUUGAAGCAAGCAAGGAAAAAAAAAAAAAGAACCAGCUAUAUUCUAAAUAAUAGUUAUGGCUAGUUUUAGCAAGGGUGGAAGUUUUAACACCUAUAGUGACUACCCUGAUCAUGUUUGUCGCCCUGUGAUCGUUGAACAUAGUGUCGGGGGCUACAUGGUGAGAGCUCAAAGAGUUGUUGAAGUUCGUCGUAGUUAUGAUAUACCCUUGAAUGGUCUUGUAGAUGAGUACAAUAUGCAUGAAGAAUGGGACGAUGAUAGUCCUAGGAAGGUCAAUGACUUCUUCCAUAAAGUUCAUGAUGAAGCUAGUCGACCAACUCAUUCCACUCUUUUGAGCCCUCCAAAGUUGAUCACUAAGAGGCCUAGUUGGAGAAGUGAAGAUCAUGACUCUCCCAAGUAUAGAGAGCAUCGCGAUUUUAGUGGCAGCCCUCUUCGUAAUAAAUUUGAAGGGUUUCACCUUCAAGAUAAUCGAGGAUCAAGUCCGUUUAAGUACAAGAAUGAUGGUUAUGCCCACUCCAUGGAUUCUCCCAAGGCUGGCCAUGUCAAGGACUAUGGGGUCAACAACACAUGGGAUUCACCACCAAGAUCAAGGUUAACUCAUGAGGAUUGGGAUAGCAGGAGAGAUCAUGAUGAUUAUGGCAAGCCAAAAUUCAAUGGAGGUUACAAGACAACUAGUCCUCCACUUAGCCAGGCCACAAAUGAUAUAGGCACUGCCAUGAAGAUCCUUGGGGUAGGUAAUAAACCUUUGACUUCUCCUACUUAUGCACCAAAAUCACAUUUUCCAGCAUCUUACUCAACUCCACAUAUAAAAGAAAGUUACCCUGAACCAACAAAAGGAAUGAUGCCUCCUCUGCUUUACCCUGUGCCUCAGAGGAAAGAAAGCUAUCCUGAGGCACCACAUGGCACAAAGCCUCUAUUUUCUCCUAUUCAUACACAGCAACCAUAUUCACCAACUUCAAUCCCGAUACCUCAAAGGAAAGAAAACUACCCUGAAACAAAUCCUGGACCAAAGCCUUUAUUUUCCCCUGGUUAUACACAACAAUCACAUUCACCAACUUCAAACCCGACACCUCAGAGGCCUGAGGCAGCACAUGGCACAAAGCCGCUGUUUUCCUCUGUUCAUACACAACAACCAUACUCACCAACUUCAAACUCGAUACCUCAAAGGAAAGAAAACUACCCUGAAACAACUCAUGGACCAAGGCCUCUGUUUUCCCCUGGUUAUACACAACAAUCACAUUCACCAACUUCAAACCCGAUACCUCAAAGGAAAGAGAACUACCCUGAAACAACUCAUGGACCAAGGCCUCUGUUUACCCCUAUUCAUACACAGAAACCAUAUUCACCAACUUCAAACCCGAUACCUCAAAGGAAAGAAAGCUACUCUGAAACAGCACACGGCACAAAGCCUCUGUUUACCCCUGUUCAUACACAGCAACCAUAUUCACCAACUUCAAACCCGAUACCUCAAAGGAAAGAAAGCUACCCUGAAACAGCACACGGUGCAAAGCCUUUGUUUUCCUCUGGUUAUACACCACAAUCACAUCCACCAACUUCAAACCCAACACCUCAAAGGAAAGAAAGCUACCCAGAAACAACACACGAUACAAACCCUAUGUUUUCCCCUGUUUCUACACAACAAUCAACUGCAAAUCCGACCUCUCAAAACAACGAAAGUCAGCCAAAGAAGAAAAAAGGUUGGACAUCUCUGUUUUCCUCUAAUGCUAAGCAACAACCACACCCUCCAACAUCACACUCAACACCUGAUAUGAAACAAAGCUACCCUGAUCAUGAAACUCAAGGUUUCCACCCUUCAUUUUCCCCUUCUUCUCCACAAAAGGAACGCUACAGUCCACAAAUGAAAGACCAUUACCCCGACCAAAUCCAGCGCAAUGAGUCCUUUCCAUCUCCAUAUGAAAAUACACAGGAACCGCGCUAUGGUGCAAUCGCCCCACCAGAAGAAACCCUUGAUAGCAGUGAGGCCAGGAGAAAGUAUGCUAACUUAAAACCAGUGUCACAAGCUCAGAUGAAGUACUCAGGAACAAUUGAUAGCAAGGAAGCUGUGAAGAAGUACAAUGGAGCAUUUGUUCCAUAGAGAGAAGUGCCAAGAUGUUCAGAAAUUUCACAUUUAGCUUGCCUUAUGAAGGAUGGUUUCUGCUGCAAUGAUAAUCAAACAUAUCAUAUCUAUCUUUUCUUUCUUCUUUGUGAGUGUGGUGUUGUUUUCUUGAGUGUUUUGUGUUUGAAUAAAAGCACUGAAAUAUGUUGUUUCUAAUGUAAUAAUACAGUUUGCUUAUGUACUUGUGAUUGCAUAUGAAUGAGAAAAGAGUUAUGUUUAUCAUGUCAA
Solanum tuberosum (potato) is the source of this 2355-nucleotide messenger RNA. RefSeq names its product DNA-directed RNA polymerase II subunit RPB1-like. Bases 70 to 2106 code for a protein of 678 amino acids. The record is from RefSeq and is a predicted model, not a curated record. The transcript has 2 exons. NCBI's taxonomy places the organism in Eukaryota, Viridiplantae, Streptophyta, Magnoliopsida, Solanales, Solanaceae.